AUGGUCUCCCUCUGGGGAAAGAAGGGUGACGAUGAAGAGACCCCUCAGAAUGGCGAAUCCAGUGACCAUAGCCCAGAAGCCCCCCGCAGCUCUGAAGCAAACGAGCGAACCCAUCUGCUUCCACCUCAGAAUCACGAUGGAUAUCUGAGUCCAGAUGAUCCUGCUGUAUCACCAUAUAAUCUCUGGACCGUCCGAGCCUUAAGAUACUUCACUGUCAUCUUCACCGUUGCAACUUUCCUAUGGUGGACACUUCUACUGGUCUCUAUCUUUGUGAGCCCGCCUGGAAUGCACAGCCGCGGCUCGGGCUUCUUCGACUUCUCAUACACAACUCUAACCCUCGGCGUCCUGCUCAUCGUCCUCCUAUUCUUCUCCACACCAUCCAAAGCAGCACAAGCCACAUGUCUGAUCCUCGCGUUCAUUCUACUGGUCGACAUGAUUAUCAUUGUCUCUGUACCAAAACUUCGUGCUGAAGAAGGUUGGGUUGGAAUUACCAGUAUCGUCUGGGCCACCCUCAUCGCUUUCUGGACCGUCUUGACUGACAGGAUUGUCGCUUGGGGCAAGCACGAGGAAGAAGAACGCUUGACUGGCCGCCAGGAAACCCGUCGCACACUCCGGGAAUGGUGUUCUGUUUUAACCUCUACUAUCAUUUUAAUCAUUCUAGCUGUAGUUGCAGUUCUUUUGUCUGCAACCCUGAUCCUUCGAUCUCGCGAUGCUUCUCUCGCUCCACCAGGAGAGCGUUACUAUGUUGAUGGCGACAAGUACCAAAUCCAUGUUUUCUGUGAAGGGAGCUCAACCGAUUCAAAGGGCAAGACAAUUCCAACCGUUCUAUUCGAUGCCGGCGAUGGACCAUUUGCUGGAGGAAUGAACCAAAUCGCUCUGGGUGCAGUUGCCAACGGGAGCAUCAGCCGUUACUGCUACUCGGAUCGUCCCGGAAUUGGGUGGUCAGAUAAUGCACCAUCCCCAUUCUCCGCCGGCAUGGCAGCUGAUGCCUUGUCUGAGGCUUUGGCCCGUGCCGGAGAGGAGGGUCCAUUCGUUCUUGCAAGCGCUGGUAUUGGUACCGUGUACAGCCGCGUUUUCUCUGCCCGUCACGGCCGUGAGAUCAGUGGUCUUCUUCUCAUAGAUCCCCUACACGAAGACCUCCUGCACCGUAUCGGUGCCCCUGGCCGGGGUUUCACACUCUGGGCAUGGGGUAUUAUUUCUCCCCUCGGCUUGGAGCGAUUGCCUGGUGCUAUUUUCAAAGGCCGCACCAGAGAAGACCGUGUUUAUGGCCGCUCAGCUUACCAAAACGGAAAAUUCAUCAAAGCCAAGCUUCAAGAAUCUUUAGUAGCCGAUUCUUUGACGAAGAACGAAGUCAGUAGCGCAAGGACUAUUCAACUCCCGCAUAUUCCUUUGGCUAUAAUCAGUUCUGGGAUCAAUGUCCGAAAAGAUAGCGAGUGGGAGAAGAAACAAAGGGAUCUGACACACUUGACAAAUAAACUUGUUGCCUGGGAUGUUGUCAAUAAAGCGCCUUCGGAGGUUUGGUCGACAUUUGAGGGUAGAGAGAUUAUUGAGAAGAGACUGAAGGAAUUGGUGAAAGGCUGA
Messenger RNA from Lachnellula hyalina, 1581 nucleotides. RefSeq lists its product as uncharacterized. The transcript is spliced from 2 exons. Lineage: Eukaryota; Fungi; Ascomycota; Leotiomycetes; Helotiales; Lachnaceae. The record is from RefSeq and is a predicted model, not a curated record. Bases 1 to 1581 code for a protein of 526 amino acids.